Molecule: messenger RNA, 2615 nt
Organism: Drosophila ananassae
Lineage: Eukaryota; Metazoa; Arthropoda; Insecta; Diptera; Drosophilidae
Gene: crc
Product: activating transcription factor of chaperone
Exons: 3
Coding region: 1216-2103 (295 amino acids)
Biological process (GO): regulation of transcription by RNA polymerase II
Cellular component (GO): nucleus
Molecular function (GO): DNA-binding transcription activator activity, RNA polymerase II-specific; RNA polymerase II transcription regulatory region sequence-specific DNA binding
Source: RefSeq, a predicted model, not a curated record
AGACACGAGCGUUCGGAUCCAAGCCAGGCUUUGACUUCGAUUUCUUCGACCUCUCCUCCCCCACCCAAGUGCCGCAGUGCCGCAGUGCCCCCCCUCGUUAACUGACUCUCUGCCGUCUUAAUAAACAACACAACACAAAGAAAACUUCCAAAAGCAAAAAAAAGCGACUAACAAACCAAUACAGCCACAAGUCUGCGCGCUUUUAAAACGCGCAAAAGACAAACAAAGGCGGGCAGUCUCGAAAAUUGACUUAAAUUAAUGUGUAUUGAGAAAUAUAUAGACUUUAAAUGCCUCUGAUAAAGGAAAUCUGGCGCGCCAACAAGAAUAAAUCAAAGCAAUUUUUAUUCUAAUCGAUUACCACUCGAAAGUGUCUCUGCAUCUGUGCGCUUCGCAACGAACCUUCUCGUCAAAGGGACUUUGUUUUGAGCUCCUUCAGCUCUUGCUACUACGGCGCGAUUUAAACGAUAUUGAAGAAUAUUAUAAGAGAUUUGUAACUAUAUGUAGCCUGGCGAUAUCCUGGCACAUACCUGAACAUUCGAGUGCGACCAUUAAGGACUCUGUGAGCAUGAUAGCGCACUGUGGAUACCGCUACAUGUGGAACCGUGAAAUUGUGAUCAAUUCGCAAAAGUUGGUGAAACGACGUUAAGAUCCUUGUUGAUCUACCGUCCGGCCACGCCUGUUUAUUUUUUGCGGCAGCAGUUACAUAACACGGACAGUGACAGGACCUGGACAGUCAGAGAGAUAAAAAACAGAAACAGAUAACAUCCAACAUCACACCAAGUUAUCAAAGUUGAAAGUCAAAAUAAAACUCUAUAAAUACCUUUUGCCACGUGCCUUAGUUUUUCGAGUUUUUUGUAAAUCGUUUGUAAAUAUGAUUUUUUUUGUCAUUUAUUGACAGAGUCAAUAGAGCACGUUUUACCAGCAAUUCGACUAAAAUACCUUCAAAAUUUUUACUGUGAUUUUUCUACUGAAAACAAUUAAAGUACGCAUCAUAUAUACGUAUACUUUUCAUAUUUUUAUUUACAAAUCGCAUACUCUUUAUAUAGUUUUAGGCUUAGUUUUUUUUCGAUUAGCUUUUAGUGUCCUUUUUUCUACAAACCUUUCUUAAUUUCUUGAUAUUUUUGAUCUACUGCCUUCUCUAUUUGUUUGUAAGCUAAGAACCCAUUCCAUUUACCCAUACACUUUACUAAAAAACGACUGACUGCUGCCGCAAACAUGAGCACAUAUAUUUUUAUGCAAGCCUAUGAAUGCCUUCUGGAUCAAAAGGCUCCUCACAACUACGUCAACUACGAGGCCAACAGCUAUCAGCCCAAUAUCGAUGUGGUCAGCCAACCCAUAAUUCCCGAAACUAAAGUACAAUUCGCUUCUGGCACAGCUUCUGCUGUCCCAGUAGAUCCUGUUGACUUCAAUUGCGAUGCCCCAUCCCUGAUACUGCAGCAGCUGACUCCUCCGCAGUCUCCGCCACAAUUCGAUGCUAUCAAACAACAAGCAGAGCCCCAUUCCGUGCUCGUCAAAGCCGAGGAGAAGGUGCAAUAUUAUGCAUCUGAUUCUGCAACUCCGGCGGCGGCUUCUACGCCCGCAACCUUCAACUUCAACACGUGGGUGGGCGGAAGCGAAAUUGCCCGGGAGAACCAGAUCAUCGAUGAUAUUGUCAACAUGCGGGCUCAGGAGUUGGAGCUCCCCACCAACUGGGAGCAGGACGACUGCGAAUCACAGGCAUCGUCCUCGCUGGGCGGCAGCAGCGCCAGCAGAGUGAGUGGCAGCAUAGCGGACGCCGAUGAGGAGUGGAUUCCAGAGUCGCUUAGCAGUAGCUCCUCCCCAGCUCACACAUCCGUUGAGGAGUUGGCCGUUAGCCCAAAGAAGCGUACUCGCACCUACGGCCGAGGCGUGGAGGACCGCAAGAUUCGGAAAAAGGAACAAAACAAGAACGCGGCCACUCGCUACAGGCAAAAGAAGAAGCGCGAGAUGGAGCACGUCAUGGGCGAGGAGCAGGAGCUAUCGCAAGAGAAUGAUGAGCUUCGUCGUACGCUUAGAGAGCGCCGCAAUGAGAUGCGCUAUCUGCGCCAAUUGAUUCGGGAAUUCUAUCAGGAGCGCAAGCGCUAAACUUCAUACUGUCUCAUUUAAUUUUAAUUUUUGUUUGCAAAGUUAUCGUUAUACUUAACCCAGACCCUCACACCAAUGACACAUUCUCCUCUAUAACCUCCCCCAACAACAGCAAUCACAAUCCCCCACAAAAAAAGUUCAUGCCCCAGUAGCUAAAUAUGUACGCAGUUUGUCGUAGGCUUCGCCUUUUGGCACGUAUGACGGGUCUGUGGACUCCAAUUUAUCCUUGCCAGCGAAUUUCAGCGACAAAAAUCUAACAUCCAGCGACACAGGCCAGUGUGGAUAAGUAUAUAGCCACCACACAUUGUUUUUCGUAAAAAAAAUGAACAUGAAAACCUUUUUAUUUUGUAUUUUGAACAAGCACCCUGUGUUGCAUCUGCUGUACGAUUAUGCGAUUAUUUUUGGGCAAUGGUUAUACACAAUUCUUGACAAUUUUUGUAAUGUCUGUAUCAAUAAAUAAUUUUAAAGUAUAUUAUUAAAACAGCAAUAAAUCAAAGGGUUUUCAAAAGAAA